GCGGAAACUCUUUGGCGACGGCAGCGCCAGGGAGAGAAAGUGAAACGAAAGGCAAAUGUCAAGAGAAAAUAAAGAGCCAUCGCGAGUGUGUUUGUUGAGGAAAUAAAAAUCGUUUUUGGUGAACAAUUGCAACAUCCCAGCACACCUGUGGUGUCCAAAAGUGAUAGCAAGAGGGCUUAAGAUGAGCUAUACCAAUCGACAUAGAUAUGAGAACUACUUCUUGGAUCCCGAAGAUGAAAUAUCAAAGAAGCUGCCCAAAGAGAUUCUCUUUCGAAUAUUUUCCUACUUGGAUGUUGUGUCGCUGUGUCGUUGUGCUCAGGUGAGCAAAUACUGGAAUUUACUCGCUCUGGAUGGUUCUAAUUGGCAGAAGAUUGAUCUGUUUGACUUUCAACGAGAUAUUGAGGGCCCAGUGAUUGAAAAUAUUUCCCAAAGAUGUGGUGGAUUUCUCAAGUUACUGUCACUGAAAGGAUGCCAAUCGGUCGGUGAUCAAUCAAUUCGGACUCUGGCUCAGCACUGCCACAAUAUAGAGUAUCUGGAUUUGUCUGACUGCAAGAAAAUCACAGAUUUAGCGAUACAGUCGCUAAGUAAACACUGUCCAAAAUUGUCCAUAGUUUAUUUAGAGUCAUGCGUCAAUAUUUCCGAUUGCAGUCUUAAGGCAAUUUCAGAUGGUUGCCCGAGCUUGACGGAAAUAAAUAUAUCGUGGUGUGACUUGGUGACGGAGAAUGGGGUUGAAGCCCUUGCUCGUGGAUGUCCCAAAAUCAAGAAGUUCAGCAGUAAAGGUUGUAAGCAAGUUAACGAUCGUGCAGUUAUUUGUCUAGCUACUUACUGCCCCAACAUUGAGGUCUUAAAUCUACACAGCUGUGAUUCCAUAACAGACAUUUCGAUUCAGAAAAUUUCGGAAAAAUGUCUCAACUUGCGCCAACUGUGCGUGUCCAAAUGUGCACAGUUGACCGAUCAGACACUCAUCGCCUUAGCUCAGCACAAUCCCCUGCUGAAUACGCUGGAGGUGGCUGGAUGUCACCAAUUUACAGAUCUGGGAUUUCAGGCUUUGGGUAAAAACUGUAAAUAUCUCGAGAGGAUGGAUCUCGAGGAAUGCAAUCAAAUUACUGACUUGACGCUGGCUCAUUUGGCGACAGGAUGUCCAAGCCUCGAAAAAUUGACUCUGUCGCAUUGCGAACUGAUUACUGACGAUGGAAUAAGGCAAUUGGCUGCUGGAAGUUGUGCUGCCGAAAGUCUCUCUGUGCUGGAAUUGGACAAUUGUCCAUUGAUAACGGAUGCGACACUCGAUCAUUUGAUCUCGUGCCACAAUCUGCAGAGGAUAGAACUCUACGAUUGCCAAUUGAUAACGAGAAGUGCAAUAGGGCGAUUGAAAAAUCAUUUGCCCAAUAUUAAGGUGCACGCCUACUUUGCCCCAGUGACUCCGCCCCCAACAACCGGAGGCCCACGCCCACGAUACUGUCGCUGCUGUGAAAUUCUCUGAGAUCAGGCCGUAGGCCUAGCCAGGAAGAUUCUGUGCAAAGGUAGAGAUGACUGAUAUAUUCACCUGUAGAGGGCGCGCCGGGUAGUGUGAGGGGACAAAAGGGGGCUGUUAUUAGGGGAUUCUGUGGACCUGGAUCAGGAGAAGGGGGAGGAGCAGUAGCACGAUGAAGCACUUACGGACGAAGGCGAAUGAGAUUGCAACUUUCUAUUGAGCACGCCAUUAUCAUCCAUUUCUUUAACACAUAGGAUUUUACACAUUGAUAAGACCUUGUGCAUUUUUAAAAAAAGAAAAGAAAAAAACAAGCAAAAGCAAAAUCAUUGGAAAUUGCUUAAUUAAUUUUAGGAGAAAAGGAGAAGGAGAAAAACGUGGGCUAGUAAGUCAAAUGGAUUUUUUGACAAUGAGUAGAUAUUUUUUAUAUUAUUAAAUUAACCCAAUACUUCCUUGUGUAAUUUUCGUUGUAUUAGCGUUUUUGACUCUAUAAAUAUUUUUUUUUUUACAAAUAAUUGUUUUUGAAAAGAAAGCUAUGCAUGUUACUUUUUUGAGGUAGCAAAAAGAAAAGAAUGGAAAAAAUCUAUGAAGUGUUUGUAAAUUAAGGAAAAAAAAAGAUUUAAAUGGAAAAUUACAUAAGAGAUAGAACAUAAUGUGAAACGAGGAACAAAAAAAAUCAAUUUAUUUAUUUUAACUUCUUUUUUUUACAAAAUAUGUAACAGAUUUUUCUUGUGAUUUUACUUUUUUUUGACAAAAUGUUGGUACUAUCGAGUUAAGUUUAUUAUGUGAAAUUUUCUAGAUGUGAUAAGUUCUAAAAAAAAACUAUAAUAAUAAACAAGAGAUAUUCUUAGUAUUACUUGAUAAAAAAGGCAGAAAUAAAGGAAAAAUCUAUACCGUAAAAA
Messenger RNA from Phlebotomus papatasi, 2370 nucleotides. Its product is annotated as F-box/LRR-repeat protein 20. The record is from RefSeq and is a predicted model, not a curated record. Bases 182 to 1480 code for a protein of 432 amino acids. Lineage: Eukaryota; Metazoa; Arthropoda; Insecta; Diptera; Psychodidae. Gene Ontology annotation, cellular component: SCF ubiquitin ligase complex. The transcript is spliced from 7 exons. Gene Ontology annotation, molecular function: protein binding. Gene Ontology annotation, biological process: SCF-dependent proteasomal ubiquitin-dependent protein catabolic process.